UCCCAUGAGAUGAAUGGGUCUUGUUACUGGUCACUGUGCAUCUAUGCUGGCAACAGCAGGAGGGGGGUGGGGGGUGAAGCUGUCCUCCAUCAAUGAGCCUGUUGAUCAGAAAAGACCACUAGACUGGUAAUGACACGGUUCACUCAUCACACCAGGAGAAAAUAAAACUCGGCUUUCACCUCCGUUCCUAUUUAAGCAGUGUUCGCACUGUUCUUCAGUCUACCUCAGAUACUGACACCUGUCUGGAUUCCUCGGGCUGCUACGAUCCACGAUGAUUUGGGCUGCUGCUCUCCUGAUGAUUGUUGUUUCACACGUAAAUUCAGAUCCUUAUGCAUGGGGAGACAUGUUCCCAUCUUGUCACCCCUUACUUGAAGAGCAUCACUCCCCAAUCAAUCUGGACCAGCAGAUAACCAGAAACGAGUCUCUGGGAUCUUUACGUCUGGAGGGCUUCGAUGUGAUCCAAACAGGCCACUGGACGCUCGAAAACGAUGGACACUCUGUCGUGCUGCAGGUUGGCAGUGGCAUGUCGGUGAGCGGUGGAGGUCUUCCAGAUGUGUACCACACCAUCCAGCUGCACUUCCACUGGGGAGGCCCGGCCACUAACGGCUCGGAGCACACGGUGGACAGACGCAGAUACCCGAUGGAGAUGCACAUAGUCAACAUGAAGUCCAUCCAUCCGAAUAUGACAGCGGCGUUGGAUGAUCCAACGGGACUUGCUGUCCUUGGAUUCUUUAUUGAUGUUGUUUACGCAGACAAUGUGCACUUUGGACUCAUAUCACAAAAGCUGUCCUCUGUUGCUUACAAAGGCCAAAUUACUAAAGUCAAGCCAUUUCCGCUGAUGAGCCUUCUGCCGAAGCACAACAUGAGUCAGUAUUACCGUUAUUACGGCAGCCUCACCACCCCUCCAUGUUCUCAAGUGGUUGUAUGGACUCUGUAUGAAGUCCCCAUCUACAUAUCAUGGUCCCAACUGGCUCAGUUUACCUCACAGAUCUUCUCCACUGAGGAUGAUGCAGAGCAGGUGACACCUCUGCAGAACAACUUCAGACACAUCCACCCCACCUUCAGUCGCGUCGUCUCUAUGUCCAAAGAUGCCAAACUCCUUGCAGGGGCGGCCGGUCACCCCCCCAGGUCAGCGGUGUCACUGCAUCUGCUUCAAAUCCUUUUGCUGGGAAGCUUCAUCUCUGGACUUUAGUGCUGCGUUAAGUCCAAAUCAUGAAACACUGCAAUGCCAAACAAAAAUGAAGUCAUGUUUUUACCACUCAGUUUACUCCAAAAUGACAUUUAGAUGUAGAGUUUUCACAUCUGUAGAAUGCUCCAGCAAAGAAAAAAUAUUAAAAAACAAACUGUGAAGAAGAGUACUGUAAAAUGUUGAAUUGUUACUAAAUGUCUCUGCAGGAUUAACUCCAUUAGUGCAUUUAAAAAUUUGAUAAAACUAUGUUUCCUUACUAACAGUUUAAAAUAAUGUGAAUUGAGCAAUGGUAGCAAAGAAAUGUGUUUUAUGAUGGCGGCCAUGUAUGCAUUGAUGACUGCAGGCCUUUUGCACUCAUAGCUUGUUCUUGAAAAGGUACAAUCCUAACAGAAAUAGUCUUUUUAUUCAGAUAUGUUUGUAUAUCCACAAAUAAUAAAGUUUAAGAGUGAUAAUAGUAAAAGACAAAAGAUACAUUUAGUCUAACUGAAAAGUUAAGAGUCUACAGCCAUGCUAAUAGCGCUGUGAGGCUGUAGCUAAACGCUAACAUCAGCAUGCUAACAUGCUCACAAUGAUAAUGCUAGUAUGCUGAAGUUUAGCAGGUAUGUUUACCAUGUUC
Molecule: messenger RNA, 1805 nt
Organism: Siniperca chuatsi (mandarin fish)
Lineage: Eukaryota; Metazoa; Chordata; Actinopteri; Centrarchiformes; Sinipercidae
Gene: car15
Product: carbonic anhydrase 15
Exons: 7
Coding region: 272-1192 (306 amino acids)
Cellular component (GO): plasma membrane
Molecular function (GO): zinc ion binding; carbonate dehydratase activity
Source: RefSeq, a predicted model, not a curated record